Molecule: messenger RNA, 195 nt
Organism: Dictyostelium discoideum AX4
Lineage: Eukaryota; Evosea; Eumycetozoa; Dictyosteliales; Dictyosteliaceae
Exons: 2
Coding region: 1-195 (64 amino acids)
Source: RefSeq, a predicted model, not a curated record
AUGACAAUUAUUAAAUCAAUAUCAAUAAUUGCAGAUAAAUCAAUAUCAAAAACUAAUUUUAUUAAAAUUAAUAAUGAAAAUGAUAGUAUAGUUAUUAUGUAUACAAAUAAUCAAAAAAUAUCAAAAUCAAGGGGUCAAAUAUUAGAUUCCCAUAUAGUUGUAAAUCCAUUAAUUGAUUUUAAUUUAAUUUUUUAA